UUAUAUUUCAUCUUCUCUUCCCCAAAAACAAACCCUAGCUCAACCCCUUCUUCCACCGGCGGUUUUCCAACCACCCUUCCAGUCUCAUUUCCAGCCGCGUGAGUUUGUCCAAGGAUGUCGGAUGACGAGAGAGAGGAGAAGAAGGAGUUGGAUCUCACUAGUCCCGAGGUCGUCACCAAGUACAAGAGCGCCGCCGAAAUCGUAAACAAGGCCUUGCAACUGGUCUUGUCGGAUUGCAAGCCGAAAUCCAGGAUUGUUGAUUUGUGUGAAAAGGGUGAUGCCUUCAUUAGAGAGCAAACUGGAAACAUGUAUAAGAAUGUGAAGAAGAAGAUUGAAAGGGGUGUUGCUUUUCCGACGUGCAUUUCGGUUAAUAAUACUGUUUGCCAUUACUCUCCUUUGUCCUCUGAUGAGAAAGUGUUGGAAGAUGGUGAUAUGUUGAAAAUUGAUAUGGGGUGUCACAUAGAUGGUUUUAUAGCAGUGGUUGCACACACACAUGUGCUUCAGGAAGGACCAGUUACUGGAAAAGCUGCUGAUGUUAUUGCUGCAGCAAAUACUGCUGCUGAAGUUGCUUUGAGGCUUGUGCGACCUGGAAAGAAGAACUCUGAUGUAACAGAAGCCAUUCAGAAGGUUGCUGCAGCUUAUGAUUGCAAGAUUGUUGAGGGUGUUUUGAGUCAUCAAAUGAAACAAUUUGUUAUUGAUGCAAACAAAGUUGUGCUGAGUGUAUCCAACCCUGAAACUAGAGUUGAUGAUGCAGAAUUUGAAGAAAAUGAGGUUUAUUCUAUUGAUAUUGUGACAAGCACGGGUGAAGGAAAGCCAAAGCUGAUAGAUGAGAAGCAAACAACUAUAUAUAAGAGGGCUGUUGAUAAAACCUAUAGCUUGAAGAUGAAAGCGUCAAGAUUCAUCUUUAGUGAAAUCAAUCAGAAGUUCCCAAUCAUGCCCUUCAAUGCCAGGGAUUUGGAAGAAAAGAGGGCCCGUUUAGGACUGCUUGAAUGUGUUAACCAUGAUCUUUUACAGCCAUAUCCUGUUCUACAUGAAAAACCUGGUGAUUUGGUUGCACACAUAAAGUUCACGGUUCUGUUAAUGCCCAAUGGAUCUGAUAGGAUCACGUCACAUCCUCUCCAGGAGCUGAUCACAACAAAGGAAAUUGACAAUGAACCUGAGAUAAAGGCAUGGCUAGCCCUUCCUAUAAAGACCAAGAAGAAAGGCGGGGGGAAGAAAAAGAAAGGUAUGAAAGAUGAAAAGGCCGAAUCGCCAUCUCAAGCCGACCCGAUUGAGGAAGCUGCAAAUUGACUGUUCUUAGUGAAAUGUUUCUUCCUACGAGUUAACUUGUUUCAAAUUCUCUCCUCCAAGGAUAUAGCAUGACCUGUUGAGCUGAUUUGUGCUUCUUUCUUGCCAUUGUGCAUGUUUUCGUCCAACAUUAAUUAUAAAACGCAACGAAUGCUUAAUCUGCGUGUUUGUUCAAUGCAAUGCUUUUCAAGUUUUGGAGACAUCAUUUUGAGCUUAUUACUUUAUUUUAUGAUUCUAUGAUUGUUCUAUCCAAAGUGCAUUAAGUUUGGUUCAUAUAUUUGUAUCGAAGUUGAACUUAAAAAAUAUAUGCAUCAGUCAGUA
This is a messenger RNA of Cuscuta campestris, 1608 nucleotides long. NCBI's taxonomy places the organism in Eukaryota, Viridiplantae, Streptophyta, Magnoliopsida, Solanales, Convolvulaceae. The record is from the annotation of a GenBank genome assembly.